UCACUUCCCCAAACCCUUCGUCUUCUUCCGUGACCAUUUCUCUCGACGAGAACGUUCUUCUCUCUCUGCCUCUCUCUCUCUCUGCAGUCACUCUCUCUCCUCCACCGCUCUCCAAAAUGCGUGAGAUUCUCCACAUCCAGGGAGGCCAGUGCGGCAACCAGAUCGGCGCCAAGUUCUGGGAGGUCGUCUGCGCCGAGCACGGCAUCGACUCCACCGGCCGAUACCAGGGCGACAACGAGCUCCAGCUCGAGCGCGUCAAUGUCUACUACAACGAGGCCAGUUGUGGGAGGUUUGUCCCACGCGCCGUCCUCAUGGAUCUCGAGCCGGGAACCAUGGACAGCGUCAGAUCUGGGCCAUACGGCCAGAUUUUCCGCCCGGAUAACUUCGUUUUCGGCCAGUCCGGCGCCGGAAACAACUGGGCCAAGGGUCACUACACCGAAGGCGCCGAGUUGAUCGACUCCGUUCUCGACGUCGUCAGGAAGGAGGCCGAGAACUGUGAUUGCUUGCAAGGAUUUCAGGUUUGUCACUCUUUGGGAGGCGGGACUGGGUCCGGAAUGGGAACUCUUCUCAUUUCCAAGAUCCGAGAGGAGUAUCCGGACCGAAUGAUGCUCACAUUCUCCGUGUUUCCGUCGCCAAAGGUGUCUGACACCGUCGUUGAGCCAUACAAUGCAACUCUCUCUGUUCACCAGCUUGUUGAAAAUGCAGAUGAGUGUAUGGUUUUGGACAACGAAGCUCUCUACGACAUUUGCUUCCGGACACUGAAGCUCACUACUCCCAGCUUUGGCGACCUCAAUCAUCUUAUUUCUGCUACCAUGAGCGGCGUAACUUGCUGCCUUCGUUUCCCUGGUCAACUCAACUCAGAUCUUCGCAAGCUUGCUGUUAAUCUCAUCCCAUUCCCCCGACUGCACUUCUUCAUGGUUGGGUUUGCUCCCCUCACAUCCCGUGGAUCACAGCAGUACAGGGCCCUUACUGUUCCAGAGCUCACUCAACAGAUGUGGGAUGCAAAGAACAUGAUGUGCGCCGCUGAUCCACGUCAUGGACGGUAUUUGACUGCUUCAGCCAUGUUCCGUGGCAAGAUGAGCACCAAGGAAGUUGACGAACAGAUGAUCAAUGUGCAAAACAAGAACUCAUCCUAUUUUGUUGAGUGGAUCCCAAACAAUGUCAAGUCCACUGUUUGUGAUAUUCCACCAACCGGUCUGAAGAUGGCCUCGACCUUCAUUGGCAACUCCACCUCCAUUCAGGAAAUGUUCAGGAGGGUGAGUGAGCAGUUCACUGCUAUGUUCCGAAGAAAGGCUUUCUUGCAUUGGUACACUGGAGAGGGAAUGGAUGAGAUGGAGUUCACCGAGGCAGAGAGCAACAUGAACGACCUCGUUUCAGAGUACCAGCAGUACCAGGAUGCUACAGCCGAUGAGGAGGGGUACGACUAUGAAGAAGAGGAGGAAGUUCAGGAGGAGGCUUGAUCUCGGAUCUUGAUUCUCAUCUGUUCUCUGUUUUGCUUCAGUUAUGUUGUGGAUUUAAUUAUGGUUUUGUUUCUUAAUUCCUUAUUUGGGGUUUGGAUUGCUGGAUUCUCGUCAGUUCUUCGGCCAUUAUUCACCUGUUUGGUUUUUUUUCAUUUUUCUUAGUUUUUAGAUGGUAGCAGUUCAGUGGUCUGAAAAUAUGUUUAUUGAAUCUGUUAAUCGAGUCUGUGAUAUGAGGUUGGUGUUAAGUAAACAUUGUGAUGAUUAAAAGUGCAUUUUGUUUGAUGGUUGAUUUA
This is a messenger RNA of Pyrus x bretschneideri (Chinese white pear), 1753 nucleotides long. Its product is annotated as tubulin beta-1 chain. The record is from RefSeq and is a predicted model, not a curated record. NCBI's taxonomy places the organism in Eukaryota, Viridiplantae, Streptophyta, Magnoliopsida, Rosales, Rosaceae. The transcript is spliced from 3 exons. Gene Ontology annotation, cellular component: cytoplasm; microtubule. Gene Ontology annotation, molecular function: GTP binding; GTPase activity; structural constituent of cytoskeleton. The coding region runs from base 117 to 1460 and encodes 447 amino acids. Gene Ontology annotation, biological process: microtubule cytoskeleton organization; mitotic cell cycle.